UACUAGUUUCUCUACUGCUUGUAUGCUGGCAUACUUCGGUCUUUUGCAUAUUUAGAGAAGAGGGAGGCAGAGAAGAAGCGAGCGAGAGAGAGAUUACAGCAACAUCUGUGAGGAGGGUUGUCGAAUUGCUUUGCAAUGGCUUCAAAACUGUUGUUGAUUAUAGUCUCUGUCUUUGAUAUCAUAGCAUUUGGUUUGGCUGUUGCGGCUGAGCAGAGAAGAAGCACUGCCACUGUCCAACCAGAUACUGAAAAAGAUUACAGUUACUGCAUCUAUGAUUCAGACAUUGCAACUGGCUUUGGUGUUGGCGCUUUUUUGUUCCUCAUGGCUAGCCAAGUCCUUAUUAUGUUUGCCAGUAAAUGCUUCUGCUGUGGCAAGCCUUUGAGUCCUGGAGGUUCUAGGGCUUGGGCAGUUAUCCUGUAUAUAACCUGCUGGGUGUUUUUCUUCAUUGCUGAGAUAUGCUUGCUUGCGGGUUCAGUAAGGAAUGCCUACCACACCAGGUACAAGAAUUUUUUCGGUGAAACCCUGGAUUGCCCAUCAUUGAGGAAGGGAGUUUUUGGGGCAGGAGCUGCUUUUACUUUGUUCACAGCCAUAGUGUCCGAGCUCUACUAUAUUUGCUAUUCCAAGGCCAGUGACAGCUUCCAGCCAUACGGUGGAGAUGUUGGUGUGGGUAUGGGGACCUACAAGUGAGCUUGCUUUAAUGUGUGAUGUGACCAUCCUAUACAUGUGAAUGCCUAGAUCUCUACAUCGAUUUGCCUCCUCCAUUGUCUGUUUUUUGGGUUGCGCUUCAUGUAUUAAAUGUUCAUAGUUGAUGAUAGUUUGUAUCUUAGAUCAUAUUCCUGAUUUUUUUUCUUCUUUCAUCAUGAUGUGAAUUUUUUGUUUUUCCCAUACCCAUCAAUAAUAGAAGACUGCUGUUUGUGUA
Messenger RNA from Populus trichocarpa (black cottonwood), 919 nucleotides. RefSeq lists its product as uncharacterized. The record is from RefSeq and is a predicted model, not a curated record. NCBI's taxonomy places the organism in Eukaryota, Viridiplantae, Streptophyta, Magnoliopsida, Malpighiales, Salicaceae. The transcript is spliced from 3 exons. The coding region runs from base 136 to 687 and encodes 183 amino acids.